AUGGACAUCAUUGGCGUUAACAAUCGCAAACUCAACCGAUUGGAGCCUCUAACAACAGUGCAACUCGACAUUGCUCCACGCUCUCAAAGCUUCUACAGCAAGCGCGAUCAGACACAGAAUCCUGCAUAUCAACCAAGCGGGCCGAAAGCUAUUCAACAUGACGACAUGUUACGGCUUGCAGUGUCAGCAUUCAAUACAACCUACUUUUUACAUUUGCACCCCAACACCGAUCUGUUUCAUCCCAAUGCUGUUAUCAACUACAAUGGUCGAGAAGAGCGUUUAAAACGACACGAAUAUCGAGUGUAUCGUGGCUAUGUCGUCGACGAGACUCAAUCGCACGAUCGGUGGGUUGCUGAUCGAGCUGGUGUAUUGCGGGAUGAUUUUGCCGCCGAGAAUGAAGCUGGUGUAUUAGGAUGGGCACGUAUCGUUGUUCGAGAUGAUAUAAGCCACGACCUCGACUAUCCAGUCUUUGAAGGCUCCUUCCGUGUCCAUGACAACAUUUACCAUGUCAAGGCAACCCACAAUUAUCAAUUGGCCAAACGCAGCGACGACGUUGAAUUGAAUACAGCCCAUCAUCAAUCUCGCAUGGUCAUUUACCGUGACUCAGAUACGGUUCUCACACCCCUUUUGAGACGAGAUGGCCAACCCACUACUCAGGUUCCUGAAUGCGGAUUUGAUCAAUUGUUGCAUAAUCAACAACCACCUUCCACCAUCCCAGCACAUCAUGCACUAGGCGUUUAUCAAGACAAUGAACUCGAUAUCGAUACUUACUUGAUGAUGCCCGAUGGCCAUUCCCCUCUCCGUAAACGUGCACCUGAAGGGUGUCCAUCUACAAAGAAGAUUAAUUACAUGGGAGCUGCUGCUGAUUGCACCUAUACAAAAUUCUACCAGUCAGCCGACAAUGCUCGCAAGCAAAUCAUCAAUGAUUGGAACACUGCAUCCGCCGUCUAUGAACGAACAUUCAAUAUCCAAUUGGGCUUGAUCAACAUCACCAUCAUGGAUGAAAAUUGCCCAUCGACACCUCAAUCCAAUGCCAGCUGGAAUCAAGGUUGCUCUUCUUCAUAUACCAUUUCUUCUCGUUUGAGCGACUUUAGUCAAUGGCGUGCAACCCUUGGUGAUGAUGGUGCUGGUUUAUGGCAUUUAAUGACCGCUUGCGCUUCUGGUGUCGAAGUUGGUAUUGCAUGGCUCAGGCAAUUAUGUACGCACACCGUUUCACGUCAACAAUCCCAAGAAGGCACACAAUACGUCUCUGGAACAGCUGUAUCUUCAAUCAUUCGAGAUGAGUGGACUGUGGUAGCUCACGAGAUUGGCCAUAAUUUUGGUGCUAUUCACGAUUGUACAUCCGACAAUUGCCCAUGCAGUGGUUCCUCUUGCCAAUGCUGCCCUCUUAGCUCCAGCGAAUGUGAUGCCCAAGGACGAUACCUCAUGAACCCAUCGAGUAAUGGUUCUACCCACGACUUUAGCCCAUGUACUAUCAAUACCGUGUGUGAAGCAUUCCCAUCACUUGGCUCUUGUUUAGAAGAUCCUGGCAGUCGAACCAUCAAGACAUUACAAAUGUGUGGUAACGGCAUUAAAGAAGACGGCGAGGAUUGUGAUACGGGUGGCACCAAUACAACAUGCUGUAACGGAAGCACAUGUAAAUUCAAUGACGGAGCCAAGUGCGAAGAUUCGACCGAUCUUUGCUGUGACAAUUGUCAACCACGUGCUUCGGGCUAUGUGUGUAGAGCAGCCACAUCUGAAUGUGAUGUCGAGGAAACUUGUGCUGGUGAUACGGGUGAUUGUCCAUCAGAUCAACACAAACAAGAUGGUGAAUCCUGCAGCAAUGGCAUGCAAUGUGCUUCGGGCCAAUGUACUUCACGUGAUGCACAAUGCAAACAACGUGGCUCAGAUAUGAAGAUCGCUCGUGCUUGUGGAUCAGCUUCAGGCUCUUGCCAGAUGAUUUGCGAUAAUCCAGAUGGUCUUGGAUGCGUCAUCUUUAACGGUUUCUUUUUGGAUGGCACACCUUGUGGUAUUGGUGGUACAUGUAAAGAUGGCUCUUGCAGCUUGGAUAACUUUGGUGACAAUGCAAAGAAUUGGAUCGAUAACCACAAAGAGAUUGUUAUUCCCGUGGCUAUUGUCGUUGGAUUGCUCGUUUUAUUCUGUAUUUUCCGAUGUUGCUGCAUGAGCUACUAUAGACGGCGCAAUGGGGGUGUCUAUGUUAUCGGUGGCACGCCUCAGCAACCACCACCACCUCCUUAUUAUCCACCUCCACAAGCACAGUGGGUUGACCCAUCCCGAUACAAUGGUGCACCAUCCAUGCCACCACCCUCUUAUACACCACCCACGCGAGAAGCCUAUGAAAUGAACUCUUCAGGCAAUUGGCAACAACCACAGCAACCAGAAAGUAGAGAAGGUGGUGAUAUCUCUGGACGUGUUCAACGCUUCCAAGAACAACAAAGAGGCUCCACUUCACCACGGUAG
Molecule: messenger RNA, 2460 nt
Organism: Lichtheimia ornata
Lineage: Eukaryota; Fungi; Mucoromycota; Mucoromycetes; Mucorales; Lichtheimiaceae
Exons: 11
Coding region: 1-2460 (819 amino acids)
Biological process (GO): proteolysis
Molecular function (GO): metalloendopeptidase activity
Source: RefSeq, a predicted model, not a curated record